Messenger RNA from Penicillium salamii, 1116 nucleotides. The record is from the annotation of a GenBank genome assembly. NCBI's taxonomy places the organism in Eukaryota, Fungi, Ascomycota, Eurotiomycetes, Eurotiales, Aspergillaceae.
AUGGAGAACAUUCAAUACCUCUCAAACGACACGAUCCACCGGUUACUGAUCAGCCUCACGAAGGAAGAGAUCAUCAAUUUCAAAGCCACCAUCGAGCAAACCCUAGAAGACUACUCUGCCGGCGAAGAGCGCCGCUACCAACCCGACCCCAACGCCGUGACCCGUCCCAAUGGCGCGCGAACUCUCUUCCGACCGUUUACAUCCGAUUCCAGCGUUGGUGCAAAGCUCGUAGUCGAGCCCCCAACUAAAGCAGACGGCAAAAAGGACCCCUUGCGUGGGAUUCUCAUCCUUCUAGAUGGAUCUGGGAAUCCAACCGGUAUCCUCGGAGCCGAAGAAGUGACUGGUUACCGGACAUCCAUGAACGUCAUGGUUCCCUUUUCCUGGAGGAAGAAUGUCGACAACAUUGUGAUUUUCGGUGGUGGCAUGCAGGCCUUGUGGCAUUCUCGACUUAUACUCAGUCUGCGGGGUGAUGAGGUCAAGAACAUCACUUUUAUCAGUCCGUUCAAAGACCAGGUAGACACGUUGAUCGAGACGAUAUCUCGCGAGAACGCGACUCACUGGAAGUCGAACUGCUCUUUUAAUUUCAUUCGCGCUGCCGCGGAGUCCCAGAACGAAAUCGAAAAGCGUCUGCUCGACGUUGACUGCGUCUUUUGUACCACUCCGUCUCAAAAGCCACUCUUCCCUUCUACAUACCUGACAAAGCGAGGAAGCGGUAGCCGUCAGCCCUUCAUCUCGGCGAUUGGCUCUUGGCAGUCGGACAUGAUCGAACUGGAUCCAGCAUUGCUACAGCAUGCCACUGUCGCCCAGGGCGGAUAUAAUCCUCUCAGCGGCGAGUCAAAAGGAGCUGUGUUGGUCGACGAUCGCGAAAACGCGCUGGCGAACUCGGGCGAGGUGGUCCAAAGCAAGCUUCCAGCUCGUGAUCUGGUUGAGAUUGGCCACAUCCUCGCGAUGAAGAGCGGGAGAUCUGCAAAUGUCACCAAGGUACAGAUUGAGCAGACUAACCGCUUCAUUUCAGAGGGCUUCGUCGUCUACAAGAGUAUUGGGGUGAGCCUGACAGACUUGACGGCUGGCCAGGCUGUGUUGGCGCUCAGGCAGAAGAAGCAGCAUCAUCUGUGA